Molecule: messenger RNA, 639 nt
Organism: Sphenostylis stenocarpa
Lineage: Eukaryota; Viridiplantae; Streptophyta; Magnoliopsida; Fabales; Fabaceae
Source: the annotation of a GenBank genome assembly
AUGGAUUACCAAUUCACUCCCAAAACUUCUCUCACUCUUUUCGUAACCCUCUCCUUCUUCAUUAUACUCACAAACGCCGUUCCAUCCAACCACGACAUCCACUACGUCAGCCGCGACAUCCUCGCAGACAUCUCCACUCUCUGCGCCAAAACCACAGACCCCCCCCUCUGCGUGCAGACCAUCAAGCCCCACUUCAGCGAUAGCUCCCUCGAGCCCUUGAAGGCGCUCGACGUCGAAGUGGACGCCACGCUCGACGGCGCCAAAAAAACCCUGCAGAAAAUUCAUACACUGGAAUCCAAAAAGGGCAACAACAAGUCCACCAAAGAUUCGCUCAACACGUGCGAGGACCAGUACAGCAGCAUGCUCGACGCCAUUGCCGAAACUAAAGCUGCCAUCAAGAAAAACGACGUCAUCACCGCCAAGUUCAAGUUCAGCGCCGUCCUCUCUUACCAGGCCGCUUGCCAGGACUCCUUCAACGGCAAAGACCCCUUCAGGGAGGACUCCCAGGUCGUUUUCAACCUCGGAGGGAUCGCCUUGGACAUCAUUGCCGCCAUUGAAAAGGCCAUGGGUCCUCCCCGCACGACACCGGUGCAACAAGGCCCUUCCUCCUUCAGCAGCGUCAUCGGAACCGUCUCAUAA